Messenger RNA from Phlebotomus papatasi, 5106 nucleotides. Its product is annotated as 5-hydroxytryptamine receptor-like. The record is from RefSeq and is a predicted model, not a curated record. Gene Ontology annotation, biological process: adenylate cyclase-activating adrenergic receptor signaling pathway. Bases 1367 to 3028 code for a protein of 553 amino acids. Gene Ontology annotation, cellular component: membrane. The transcript is spliced from 8 exons. Gene Ontology annotation, molecular function: G protein-coupled receptor activity. NCBI's taxonomy places the organism in Eukaryota, Metazoa, Arthropoda, Insecta, Diptera, Psychodidae.
CAUUGCACUGUUAACUUAUCUGGUUGCCGUUAAUCAGAGUGGAUAAAAAGCCCAGAAUUUUCUGGGCUCUUCCUUUAAUGUUGGAAGUUCGUCCAACGUGUUGUGUCGUUAGUAGUGUCUUUAAGUGUUCAGUGUUUGUGCAAAAAAAAUGCAAGGACUAAGUGAGAUGAGUGAUAAGGGAUAUUCAUCUACCCCGGAACCUCAAUCUAAUGUCAGGAGGCAUCGAUUUGAAUUUGGGGCUAGAGAUCCGGACUUGGUGAAGCGCAGGAGGUGCAGAAGUGCAUUGUUCAGGAAAAAGAAAGUUUCUGUACCAUUUGCUGGAUACUAUUCGGAUAGCGAUAUGCAGCCGGUGAAUCUCGCCAGGGGAAGACGUCGUGUAAAGAGACGCUGUUAUACGCCAGGACCUUUCGUUGGGGAGCCGAAUCUUGGGGAUUUGAGCCCAAUUGGAAGUGAGAAGGAGAUCAGGAGUUAUUCUUCCUCCAGGGCUUCAAGCAUCGUCCUUUGUACCAUCAGCAGCAAUGAUGAUAUUAAUGGGCUGCCCAAUGAAGUCUUCUAUGAUGAUGAGGGAAUUAGGAAGUUCCUCAAUGAACGCAUGACUUUAAAGGGCGUCUUAGUCAUGUCCUUGGCGGGACAUCUCUUGCCGAAAUUUGAAGCUGCUAAAUACGAGGUCGACGACCUCCUUAGCAUGAAGAAUGAUGAUUUCGUCGAGUUGGGCAUCACUGGCAAGAGAGAUAUCGGACUGAUCAAGUUGACAAUCAUGUCAACUGGUAGAUCGCCCGCAACAUUUCUAAGCGAUACUCCAAGCGACAAUUGAGGCCUCAAAGACUUUUCAAUUUGAAAUUCUAAAUGACUUCAAGGAGUGUUAAGUGGAUUUUCCCACGAAAAAAAAUGUACAAGAUGAAUUUCAGUGGAAAAUAUUUGAGUGUCCAAUAAAACUUGCAUAAAUGUGUUGUGCAUUUCAUCAGGAAAAAAUGUGCAUUGGAGUAAUUUUUAAUAUCCAACGUUAUCCUUUGUGCUUCCAACUCUUUCAUUAUUGCUUCCUGCUGUGUCCUCUAUUGUUGUUUCAUUCUGGCUAAAAUAAUGUUGCGGGAUUAAUUCACAGUUUUCUGGCCAACCUUUGAAAAGUGAUUUGAGCAAAAUGCACCAGAUGUAACAUUGCAGGUGAAGCAAAUUAAUUACAGUGGGGACUGAGGAGCAGUGAAUAUCAAGCAGAAAAUUUCUGUAUAUUUUGUUGGUGAACGUGGGAGAAAAUGUGCAAGGAAAAUUUGUUGAUUGAAAGAAAGCUUCAGAAGGGGUUUCUUAAGCUUCUGAGUGGUUCUUCCUACUCAAAAAUGACGACGACUGUCGAGAGAUUUUCCGGCACAUUAUGAAAGGGUUCUCGGGCUGGGUAUAUCAAACAAUCUCCAUUGAAAGACCACAUGGGGCUGAAAAGGAGCACAUCCCCGGGAAGCACAAUGGACAGCGUCAAUUGAGUGGUGUUGCUGAGCACAGUUCUGCCACAAAGACUCCGGCAUAUCUCACAUCAUCACAGGCAGCCUCCAGUGUUGGGUCACUCUUCGACGCUACCACAUCCGACCCGAACUCUCUCAAUCUCACAGUCCAAUCCAUCGAAUGGACUUAUGCCAAUUGCACACGAUACCUCCACUGUGAUCCAGUGAAUAGUUUCGUGAAUGAUAGUGCAGUUAGUGCUAUUGAAGUGAAUUCUGUGGGUAUAACCUACAAUAGGACAGAUUUCUUCUCACUAAAUAGUGAGACAUUGAUCACUAUGAUCGUGACUGCAAUAAUACUCGGGAUCGUCAUUUUAGCGACUGUGAUUGGCAAUGUCUUCGUGAUUGCGGCUAUUUUGCUGGAGCGCAACCUGCAGAGUGUGGCCAAUUAUUUGAUCUUGUCGCUGGCCGUAGCGGAUUUGCUGGUGGCGUGUCUGGUGAUGCCACUGAGUGCUGUGUAUGAGGUAUCCCAGGAGUGGCGUCUGGGUGCUGAACUCUGUGAUAUGUGGACAUCGAGUGAUGUUCUAUGCUGCACGGCAUCGAUUCUCCAUUUAGUGGCAAUAGCUUUGGACAGAUAUUGGGCUGUGACUGACAUAGAUUAUGCCCAUCAGCGAACAGCCCGAAGGAUUGGAGUGAUGAUUCUGGUGGUAUGGACACUGUCAUUUUUGGUGUCAGUAGCCCCAUUGCUGGGGUGGAAGGAUCCCGAAUGGGGCAAUAGGCUCAACGUUGAAUACAAGUGCAUGGUAUCGCAGGAUGUUGGAUAUCAGAUAUUUGCAACGGCUUCCAGCUUCUAUCUACCCCUCCUGGUGAUACUCGUCCUGUAUUGGCGCAUUUUUCAGACGGCACGCAAACGAAUCCGACGGCGACAACAGGUGAGUGGAGCCCAGGCUCAGCCGUGUGGAAUGAUUGCAACGGCUGCUGGAGGAAGUGCUGGUGUGGCAGCUGCGGUUGUCACAGUGAUUGGGCGUCCAUUGCCGACAAUCAGUGAGACGACGACGGCUUUUACAAAUGUUUCGUCAACCAAUACGAGUCCGGAAAAGACGUGCAACAAUGGCGUGGAGAAGGAGAAAAAUCAGGUGGAGCCUGAAUCGACAACGGUGGAUUUGUCUGUGGCUUAUCCAACAACAUCAGCAGCUACAUCGGUCAGGACAACAAUAACACGGCGAAAGCAUCACAAUUCCACAGACUCGAAGAGGGAACGAAAGGCUGCUAAAACACUGGCCAUCAUCACAGGCGCCUUUGUCUGUUGCUGGCUUCCGUUUUUCAUCCUUGCCGUCCUCAUUCCAGUCUGUGCCUCCUGUGACAUUUCACCCAUCGUCAUGAGCAUCUUCCUGUGGCUGGGAUACUUCAAUUCAACCCUCAAUCCCAUCAUCUAUACCAUCUUCUCUCCAGAAUUCCGACAGGCCUUCAAGAGACUCCUGUGCAGGCGCAAGAGUCAUCGGUUGAGGACUCGACACAUGGGACUGAGACGGGGGGCGCGGCGGGAACGAUACAUAGGACUACAUGUACAAAAAAAAAAUUACAACAGAGUUUUAGCUUGAAAUAAACACUCAUGAGUUAUUGAGAAAGUCAUCCAUCAAAAGAUAUUGGCACGAAGACAUACGCAUAAACAAGGAAAAAAAAGAUCCAGAAAAGCUCAAAAUAUACCGAAAAAAAUGAGAAGAUAUGAGAAAUGAAAAAAGGAGAUUUAUUUAAUAUUUUAGGCAAAAAAAGAAGAUAUAUAUAAUAAAUAAUACCGGGGAUGCGUGAGAGAGUCGACUUUUGAAAACCAAUCUUCCAAUGAAAGUAUAGAACAUUUAUUAUAAAUUUUCAUCUGUUUCUUAUUAUGUUUGAUGAAAGGUAUAAAAAAAAGGAGAAAAAGAGAAGAAAAUUUAUUUAUAGAAUGAAUUUAAAUGAGACAGUGCGAAGAGAAAUUUAUUGUUAGAAAAUUAAAAUGUUGAAUUUGCAUUUUGCGAAGAAGAGACGAUGUGUUUACUAGACAAGGUGAAAAUGACGUAAAUUAGUGAAAAAUUAAGAUGCGGGUGUUUUCCCAUGAGAAUUUUCCAUCUCUUCAACAUAGAUUUUCUCUUAGGCCUUUCUCUUUCUCUCUUUCUCCUUGGUCUCUUUUUUCUUAGUUAAGUAUCUCGUCUGGGGUAGAUAAUGACGCAAAGGUACUUGGAAGGAUAAGCAAACGAAAAGAGAUUUUUAUGUUAACCUAAAUUCCUCUACUGUCUCCUUUUGGCGCGACGGCAUUUCUCUGCAUAAGAAGAAAAGUGAGAGUAUUUAUCCUUUGAAGAGAUUAUCUUCAAUUUUCAUUUUUACCCCCAUUUUCGCUAUAUUUGCUAUAUUUUCUUAUUCUUUUUUUAGGGAGAAAAACUAAGACAAAGAGGAGGGCUGUCAGGCUUCGCACACGGUGUGGCUUCGAACACUUUAUAUUUUUCCCAUGCUCCUCUAAUGAAUCUGAUCUAUUUCAAGAAAAUAUAUUGCCAUUAGGUUAGAUUCAUUAAAAAAAAUACAUCAAGAAUAUGAAGUGUUCAAAGCUACAAUAUCUGUGUACGAAGCUUGAAAACCUUCCCCUACUCGAAGAGAAAGAGAGAGAAAAAGUCCUUUUUUUGUCUUCAGACAAACAAAAAAUUAUGUGAAGUACAAUCAUUAAUAUUUAUAUGAUACGGAAAAAGAAAUAUAUAUAAAUAUAGGACAAAUUUUAUCCUUAAGAAGAAAAAGCAUAGGGACAAAAAAAGGGGGAGGAAAAUUCACGAGAGGAAUCGCAGGAUAGAUUUAUGAAAAGAAGAAUAAAUGGGUGAAAAGAGGAUCAAGUUUAAUGGAAUGAAGAGUUGGGGAGAAACUUUUUUUGUUGUUGUGCGUGAGUUUUUUUUUCUACAAAAAAACAGAAAUUCCGAGACCUUUCACCAACAAAAAAUACAUAUUUUCCGGAUUAUAUACUCCUAGCAAUUUUCUCAAAUGCUUUGCACUCAUUUCUGAUGUAGACAUAAAAAAAACUGUGAAUAAAUGUUCUCAACAAGGGAGUAAAGUGAUGAGUAGUAGAGUGAUGUGCUAGGAAAUGUCAUUUUUUACACUGGAAUACUUUGAGUGGCUGAAAGGAAUAAAAGGAUUUUUCAAUUUGAAUAUUUUCCAAGGAAAAUUAUUGAAUGCUCUACAAAUGAAACUCUCUACAUUUGCGAAAGAAUGAGUGGAGAUACUUGGAAAGUUUUUACGUUACGUAACACAUAGUCAAAAGGCUAUGUUUUUAUACGACGUUUUGUUAGAUGCAACGUAACCUAUUUUUUUUUAAUUCAAAGCUCUGGAAUUGGUUAUAGGCUCUUUUGCUUCACAAUUUUAAUCACAAAUUUAUUACUCUUCAAGAAUUUAUAAAGUGGUUCUAAUUCUCACAAUUCGAAAGGUAAAAUAAGCUUUUAUAUACUAUAUUUUAUAACAUAACCUCAAUUUUAUGAUCUACCAUUUCUAACCUUUUUCUCAAGGAUUUUGAGGAUAUGAACUUUGAAAUUUCGAUAAUGCCAUAAAUACAAUUUUUUUUGGCAAAAAUCACACGAUCUGGCGCUUUUUGUAUAAGAUUUUGAACGAUCUGUGACCUUAGUGGUAUACUCUUUCAUUGAAGAAUUUAAAAAGACAAUGAAAAAAA